Molecule: messenger RNA, 2078 nt
Organism: Candoia aspera
Lineage: Eukaryota; Metazoa; Chordata; Lepidosauria; Squamata; Candoiidae
Product: apoptosis regulator BAX-like
Exons: 6
Coding region: 90-707 (205 amino acids)
Biological process (GO): mitochondrial fusion; positive regulation of apoptotic process; release of cytochrome c from mitochondria
Cellular component (GO): mitochondrial outer membrane
Molecular function (GO): channel activity; protein homodimerization activity; protein heterodimerization activity
Source: RefSeq, a predicted model, not a curated record
UCCGCCUGUCCCCUGCCGGCCGCUGGAUCACGUGACUCUAUAAAGCGGGUUGCCGCCUCGGGUCGGGCACAGCUGAGUAGAGUGGAGCGAUGGCGGCGGCAGCAGCGGGUCCCGGGAGAGAGCUGGACCUCCCUCCGCGGAAGGAGGGUACAAGUUCAGAUCAAAUCCUUCAGACAGGAACCAUUCUUCUCAAAAGCUUUAUCAGGGAUCGGGUACAAUGCUGUGGAGAUUCAGAACGCAUUGAGGUGACAAUGGCAGAGCUUGAAGACCCAGAGGCUCAGGCUUGUAAUCCCAACACCAAGCGGCUAAGUGAGUGCCUGCGCCGGAUCGGAGACGAGCUGGAUGGAAACCUAGAGCUACAGAGGAUGAUAGAACAAGUUCAGAUGUAUCCGCCCAAGGAGGUUUUCUUUCGAGUGGCUGCUGAGAUGUUCUCAGAUGGUGCUUUUAACUGGGGCCGUGUGGUGGCAUUGUUUUAUUUUGCAUGCAAGUUGGUCCUCAAGGUAGUGUGCACUAAAUUACCAGAACUCCUAAGGACUGUCAUCAGCUGGACUAUGGAAUAUAUCCAGGAACAUGUCCUGACCUGGAUCCAAGCCCAGGGGGGAUGGGAAGGCCUCCUCUCCUUUUUUGGCACCCCCACCUGGCAAACCAUUGCUGUCUUUGCUGCUGGGGUCUUGACUGCCUCACUGACCUUCUGGAAAAUGUCUUAAUCCUCGGCCCCCUCCAGAAGGAGGAUCUUUUCAUGACAAGGACAAGUGGAGGCGGGGCAGGUUCCCCCCAUUUCCAAGAAAGAAAAUGUGCUGGGCUUCCUUUUUGGGCCUGUGCGGAGAAGCUUUUUAAAACAAAUGCUGUUGCUUGUAUUUGGUGCCUUUUUUUCAAAAAAAAGUGCACACUUUUUUGUGUUGACGAGUGUGUACUUCUCACUUUGCUUUCUCCAGUCGGCCUCUUGGGCUUAGAGGUCUGAAGACAUUAAGGUUCCCUAGUUUUGAAACGAUGAUGGGGAACAAGGCGAAGGAUGCCAGUGGCUUGUUCUCUUUGCCAGCAGCUUGUGAGAACUGCUGAACGUUUAUACUGUUUUUUUGGGAAGACAAAUCCUGGCUCUUCUUUUGCCAACAAUCAUAGCAAUGAUUUGUCCAGUAUCCUUAGAUUAGAUGUUUUCUAAGGGAUCCAUGGAAACAAGUUUUGAUAUUUUAUGUUUUCUUUUCUUUGAACAGAAACUUAAUUUUGGCAAUACCCUGAGAGAAAACCAGGUUCUCUCUUUACUAAACUUGACAUAUUAGAAUAGAUUACACUUCAGCUGGUGAAUCUACUUUUUUUUUUAAGCAGAUCACUGAUCUAGUCACGAUCAAAGUGGAAGAAACAUUUAACAGAGUAUUUUGCAGCAACUGAGACAUACAGGACUUUUGGGGUGACUUUUUAAAAAGGAAUUGUACUGUGCUGGACAAUGACAAUUGGAAGCCACGCUUCAUUCUGCCAGAUUUGUGUUUCUCUAUAGAAAUGCUCUGUGGGGCUCUAAAUAGAAACAUGUUCUAAUCUAAAUGGGUCCAUCCCCAGUCAGAAAAGGUGAGAAAAAUGCUUUAUAAAAGCAACAGGUCUCCAAGUGGAACACAGAAGACAUUGCAAGAGAGAGUAACUGGCUGGAAGAUUCCUUCGCUGCAUAAAGAAGUUUACUACUUCAUUCUGAAAAUGGAAAAUAACUUUCCAUUUGCCUUGGCGAUCUGAGUCGGGAAAUGGAGAAGGGAGAAUGCAAAGGGUUUCUGAGCUAUUUAUUCCACAAGAGAUUUGUUUCAUUGCUUGCUUCUUCCCCAUUUCUAUAUUUUACCUCAGCCUUCCCCAACCUCGUGACCUCCAGAAGUUUCCCAGAUAACAGGCUGGCUGGGAAGUCUGGAAGUUGCAGCCUCAAUCCAUUUGGAGGGGGGCAAGUUGAGGAACCCUGUCGAGAGGAAUCACCCUUGGGGUUUCUUAGUCUUUAGACUCAGCCACAUUAAAAAAACUCCAGGAAGUCCAGCAAGCCACACUCUCUUCUACCAUGGCCUAGUACAUUAUAUCUCAUUAUAGUUGUAAUAACAGUUGGGACAUUU